Molecule: messenger RNA, 1655 nt
Organism: Strongylocentrotus purpuratus (purple sea urchin)
Lineage: Eukaryota; Metazoa; Echinodermata; Echinoidea; Camarodonta; Strongylocentrotidae
Product: glycoprotein endo-alpha-1,2-mannosidase
Exons: 3
Coding region: 17-1540 (507 amino acids)
Cellular component (GO): Golgi apparatus
Molecular function (GO): alpha-mannosidase activity
Source: RefSeq, a predicted model, not a curated record
CUGAAGCCACCGUACAAUGCAGCUAGAGCGUCCUUGCAGGGAGCGAAAAAUAGAAAAACCAAUCAUGGGGCUCUGCAGGAACCGAAAGAUGUGGAGGGUCUUCAGCGUGGUCAUCGUCGUCACUUUCCUGGGCGGCUGCUUCAUGGCAAUCUCCAGCCUCAUGAAGGUGGAUUCCAACCAGGAGGUGGAAGCAGCGAGAAAUGCUGUGCAACAUGUCAAGAAAGAGGGCGCUCUUCGCAGAGACGAAGGUCGCGAUUACAACUCAAGAGAGCACCUGAAGGAAAAGAGUAACAUCAUGCAGAUUCAUGAGAGUGUUGCCCGAGGCAGGAACAAAACCCUCAAAUCGAGGUCUGGUGAGCCUAUCGAGCUACUUGCGGCGUUAGCUAAAAUGAAAAACACUGCUAACAAAACACAUGCAAAGAUUCCAGGCAUGCCAAAUAUGCAGGAGACGGCAGAUUGGGACGACCCUGCCACGUGGCCCCCGCCAAAUUACAACCUUCAUGCAUUCUACUAUCCAUGGUACGGCAGCCCAGAGUUUGACAAGACGUACCUCCACUGGAAUCACGAGAUUCUCCGACACUGGAGCGAGAAGGAGGCCAAGAAGUGGCCCUCGGGAAGGUGGCAACCUCCAGGAGAGAUUGGAGCUAACUUCUAUCCCCAGCUAGGUCCCUAUAGCUCCAGGAACCCAGCUGUGAUCGAGGACCACAUGAAACAGCUGAGGCUAGCAGGCAUAGGGGUAAUAUCCAUGUCAUGGUAUCGAGCAGGCUUAGCGGACGACCAAGGCAAGCCUAGCGAUGACAUGAUGCCUACAUAUCUUGACAUGGCUCACAAAUACAAGAUCAAGAUGACCUUUCACUGUGAACCCUACAAAGGUCGAUCUGAGGUCACAUUCCGGGAAGACGUCCGGUACAUCAUUGACACCUACGGCAUGCACCCUGCCUUCUACCGCUACAAAUUCAAAGGUCGCCUGCUACCAAUGUUCUACGUGUACGACUCUUACCUCACCAACUCCUCAGACUGGGCGCGGCUCUUCGGAAUCAACGACGAGCUGAGCUUGAGGAACUCCAUCUACGACGGGAUCUUCCUCGGUCUCUACCUCGAUACGCAGCAUAGGUCGGACAUCCUCGGCAGUCUCUUCGACGGCUUCUACACGUAUUUCGCGAGCAACGGAUUCACGUACGGUUCCCGCUGGAAGAACUGGAAGCUCCUGGCAGACUUUGCGCAAAAGCGCGACCUCCUCUUCGUCCCCAGCGUCGGACCGGGAUACGUGGACACCCGGGUAAGACCGUGGAAUAAAAUGAAUACGAAACACCGCUCUGAUGGAGACUACUAUGAUAGGUCUCUGCAGGCGGCGGUGAAAGUAAAACCAGACCUUAUUUCCUUGACUUCCUUCAAUGAAUGGCAUGAAGGCACACAGAUAGAAAGAGCCGUACCAAAGACGUUCAAUAACUAUACUUAUCUAGAUUAUGGGCCAGAAGGUCCCAAUAAGUAUCUCUUGCAGACUCAGAAGUGGGCCAAGAUUUUCAAAGGGACAGGAUGACAGUUUAAUAUUUUUCGUCAUAUGAUUCAUGAUACAGAACAGUAUUUUUUUUAUUUUGUUUUACUUCACAUGCUCGUUAUUGUACAGUUUUGCUAGAAUGGUGGUCCUGGGGAGU